This is a messenger RNA of Amphibalanus amphitrite, 6002 nucleotides long. RefSeq names its product thyroid receptor-interacting protein 11-like. Gene Ontology annotation, molecular function: small GTPase binding. The record is from RefSeq and is a predicted model, not a curated record. The coding region runs from base 55 to 5745 and encodes 1896 amino acids. The transcript has 14 exons. Gene Ontology annotation, biological process: endoplasmic reticulum to Golgi vesicle-mediated transport; Golgi organization. NCBI's taxonomy places the organism in Eukaryota, Metazoa, Arthropoda, Thecostraca, Balanomorpha, Balanidae. Gene Ontology annotation, cellular component: Golgi apparatus.
UGACGUGGUCGUGGUGCAUAAUUCCAAGCUUAGGACUUGAUUCGUUUUUCAAUCAUGUCCUGGCUGGGGGACAGCUUCAGUAGCCUCAAAGGCCAAAUAUCAAAUAUUGCUAAGGAAGUACUCGCAGAAGGGGCAGAUGAAGUUGAUGAUCAGGAGAUGCAACUGAAGAUAGCUAACGACAAGAUAAAGGCACUCGAGGCGUCCAAUGCUUCCCAUGUGGCUGAGAUCGCCCGCCUUGAGCGCCACAGCGGCGAGCUCGAAGAGCGCCUGAACACCGCGGACCUCCGGCUGAGCGGCCUGUCCAAGGAGCAUCGCCAGGAGCUCGUCACUCGAGAGAAGGAGCUCCUGAGCCUCAGGAACCAGCUGCGCGAUGCCCAGGAUCGGCUGGAGUCGGGCAGCGGCGGCCAUGACGAGACGGAGACGGAGACGGAGACGGAGACGACCUCCGGCUCCGACCUAGACGACCUGCUGGCCGCACAGAGACGCAUCAACCAGCUGACGGCGCGCUGCGACCAGCUGAGCAGAGAACGCAGCCAGCUGGUCAAACAGCUGGAGCCGGACGAGCGGCAUGGUACCGCCGAGCACACCCGGUCGCUGGAGGAACGGAUACAGGAGCUGGAGGAGCAGCUGCAGCGGACGGUGGACGCGCACCAGGAGCAGCUGGCGGCGCUGCAGGACAGCCACCAGCAGCAGCUGCAGCAGCUGCGCCGGCCGCCGGCCGCGGAGGAGAAUGGCUCGGACGCUGCGGCUGGCGGCGCGCCGGUGGAGGAGCCGGCCGCCUCCCCGGCGGCCGCGGAGGAGCCCUCGGCGGAGGAGGCGGACCUGCGCCGGCGGCAGCAGCGGCUGCGGACCACGCUCCAGCAGCUCACUGCUGAGCGGGACCGGCUGGCCGCCCGGCUGGAGGAGACUGGCGCGGAGCGGGACCGGCUGACUGCGGACCUCAGCCGGCUGACUGCCGAGAGGGACGCGCUGAGCGCCGAGCAACAGCAGACCCAGACGGAGCGGGAGGAGCUGCGGGCGCAGCUGCAGCAGGCCGCGGAGGAGCUGAACACGCUGAGGGCCGGUCUGACGGAGACCACCGAGGAGAAGGAGGCACUGGUGGCCAGCCUGGAAGAGCUCGACCUACAGAACCAGGCCGCUAACGAGCAGCUGCAGCGGGGCCGCGAAGAGUCCGCCGCCCUCCGGGAGCGGCUGCUGGCUGCUGAGGACGAGGCCCGUCUGCUGACCACGGCCCGGGACGAGCUGCUGGACCGGCUGAAGGCGGGCGCUGAUCAGACGGCGGAGCUGACAGCGGACAGAGACCGGCUGCAGAGCUCACUGUCAGAGGCGGAACAGCGGGCGGCGGCGCUGACUGCGGAGAGGGAUGAACUACAGACGCGACUGCAGGAGAGCGGCCAGCCACGGGAGGAGGAGAGGAGAGAGGAGGAGGAGAGGAGGGAACGGGAGGAGGAGGAGAGGAGGGCGCGGGAGGUGGCCGAGCUGACGGCCAGCAGGGACCAGCUGCUCGAGAAGCUGCAGAGCCAGCAGCAGCAGGCCGAGACGGCGGAGACGGAGAGGGAGGGGCUGCUGGCGAGACUGCGGGAAAAGGAGCAGGAACUCAGCGUCCUUGACAAGGAACGGGAAUCAUUACUGGAGAGACUACAAAUUCAGGAACAAAACCAGGCCUCCUCAGAGGCGGAAAGAGGCGAAAUUUCCGAAAAGUUACGAAAUCAAACGGCAGAGCUCUCCGCCCUUAGUUCUGAAAGAGACCAACUGAUCGAGAAAUUAAGAGAAGCUAAAGAGGAAGUUGAUGCUUUGAAUGAGAAAAUUCAGAAGAAAACUGAAGAGUUUGAUGCUUUGAUAGCCAGCAGAGACGAACUCUCGGAAAAGCUGCUUCAGAAGGAGGAGGAGACCGCGGCGCUGACGACGGCCCGGGACUCCCUGACGGCCCAGCUGAGUCAGAAGGAGCAUGAGACGGCGCUCCUGACGGCGGCCAGGGACGAGCUGACGGAGGAUCUCGCUCAGAGGGAGCGGGAGGCGGCCGAGGUAUCGGUCUCCGCGGACCAGCUCACCCAGGAGCGGCGGCUGAGGGAGGCCGCUGAGCAGCAGCUGGAGCUGAAACUCCGCGAGCUGGACGGCACGGCGUCAGAGAAGGCGGCGCUGGCCGGCCGGCUGGAGCAGCUGGAGCUGCAGCUGCGCGAUGCUGAACAGAGUCUGAGCGCGGCCACCGAACAGCUGCAGGCAGAGAAGGCGCAGGCGGAGGCGCUGCUCAACGAGCAACCGUCCAACCACCAACCAGUCGAAGACGUAACUGUCGUCAAGGCGCACGUCAAUUCGGUAGAGGGCGCAAUAAAACCCGCACACCAGCCAGACCUGAGUGCCGUUCAGACUCUCGAUCAGGCCGAGGAUGAAGAGGAACCGACAUCACUUGACCACAGUAGUCUGUUGGAGCGUCUCACCAAGCUGAUGUCUGACGGUGAGGAGCUGCGAGUCUCCGUCUCCCAGGUCCUCGCCUCUGUCGGUCCCUGCACCCCGCCGCUCGCCUCUGAUCUGUCCUCAGACGGCCCCUCCGCCCCAGUCCCCGCGCUGGUCUCCCUCGUCGAGCGGCUGCAGUCUCAGCAGCAGCGGCAGGCGCGGCUGAGCGCGCUGGCCGUGCGCCGCUGCCGGGAGCUCGAGGAGCUCAGUGACACGCUGCAGAGCUCGGUCAGUGAGCUGACGGAGCAGCUGGACGCGCUCGAGUCGGGCGGCGCGCUGCCUCCCUCCCUGACUGAGGAGCACCGGCAGACCGGGCUGCGGCUGCUCGAGCUGGCCACGCUCUUCAACUCGGAGGACAUUUUCGCGUCCAACUCGUGCACGGCCUCGCUGCUGGACUGGCUGGAGGCGGCCAUCAAGGAGGUGCAGUGGCGCGCACAGGAGGCCGGCCGGCAGCUGGAGCAGGAGCGCGCCGAGCGGCUGGCGGCGCAGGAGCGGCUCCAGGAGCUGGAGCAGGAGCGGCUGCUCGGCUCCACCGAGAAGCUGGAGACCAUCUCGGAGGACGCCGAGCGGGUGGCCGAGCUGGAGGCGGAGGUGGCGCGACUGCGGCAGCUGGCGCACCUGGAGGAGGCAGAGGACUGCGACCGGCUGGAGAGCGGACAGCUGGAGAGAGGACUGGAGGCCGUCCAGCUGGCGAGAGGAGGGGAGGGCGGGCCGGUGCAGAGCGGACUGGAGGAGCAGAUGGCGCGGCUGGCGGCGGAGCGACAGCGGGACGAGGCACUGAGCAGCCUCCAGCAGCUGCAGCAGCUACUGGACGCCAGGGAGGAGGGCCGAGAGCGGGAGGAGCAGCUGCGCUACGAGCAGGCCGAGCUGGCGGCGCGCUGUCAGACCCAGGACACGGAGCUGGCGGAGCUGAGAGCUGAGCUGGCCGCCCAGCGCGCCGCGGCCAGCCAGCUGACCGACGAGGCAGUGGAGCUCUCCAGGAUGAUACAGGAGGUAGAGGCGCUGAAACUGGACAACCAGGGUCUGCUUGAGAAACUGACUGCGGCAGAGGAGGAAAAGAACACCAUUCAACAGCAGCGUGACACCGUCCAGUCUGAAAAUGACCGGCUAAACACCAUGCUGAAAGAGCUAGACGAGGUGAAACUGGCAAAUGAAAAUCUGCUUACAACGGUAAGCAAUAUCGAAGCUGAAAAGAAAGAAAUCAAAGAGGAGCACAACAUCGUUUUAUCGGAGAAAGACAAACUGAAUUUGGCCAUCCAGGAGGCGGACAGGGAAAAGGAAAAACUUAGAACAGAACUAGCGGAAGAAAGAGAGAAACUUAGCUUGGCCAUCGAAAAAUCUGACGGAGAAGCGGAGAGUCUUCGAACGCAGCUCGCGCAGGAAAACGAUCGUCUUAAUUUGUUGGUUCAAAAGUUCACUGAGGACCAGGAAAAGCUAAGCGUGCAGUUAGCUGAAGAAAAGGGGACUGUGACCUCACUGAUUCAGCAGUUUGACGAGGAACGGAGGAAGCUGCAGGCCCAGCUGCGGGAGGAGUCGGAGCGGCUGGGCGCGCUGGUGCACAGCUCCGGCGAGGAGCGGGACCUGCUGCGGGCGCAGCUGGCAGAAAAGUCGGGCAGCUCCGGGGAGCUGGUGCGCGCGCUGGAGCGCUGCCAGCGGCUCGAGGUGGAGCUGGACCCCUGGCGGCGGCUCUCCUCCAUCAUAGAGUCCUCGGCAGGGAGUGCCGCGCAGAGUGGCGGCCACUCCGAGUCGACGGAGGAGCGGUCCGGAGAGCCGGCCGACGGACCGGCCGAGUCCCAGUCCCAGCCGUCCGACCCGGCCUCCGCCCCGUCAGAGUCGCCCUCGCAGCCCGCGGACCCGGCGGCGGCCAUCGAGGCGGCCGCGGCGGCGCUCAGCCGUCUGACGGAGCUGGCAGAGCUGGGCCGCCGGCUGUCCGCCGAGCGGGACGUCUGGGCCGGCGAGCGCCAACAGCUGAUCGCCGCGCUCAACCAGAAACACUCUGAGAGCGUGCAGUACCACGCCGAGAUCCAGCGGCUGUCGGCGGCCGGCGGCCAGCAGGCCGAGCAGCUGCAGCUGACGGCUGCGCAGCUGGCGCAGACGCGGCGCGCCCGGGACGAGGCGCUGGCGCAGUGCUCUCAGCUGCGCGCCAGCCAGGACCAGCUGCUGGUGACGCUCCAGGAGCGCAACCAGACCGUGCACGACCUGCAGAACAAGUCCGACCAGCUGGAGGAGGCUGAGCGGCGGCUGCAGACCGAACUCCGCCGGCUCCGCGAGCAUCUAGUCACCAUCGAGGACAACUACACACAGGAGGCGGUGCACGCCGAACAGCGCGAGGCGGCGCUGCGGGAACGGAUCACCUCCGAGCAGCACCUCACAGCAGAGAGUGAGGCGGCCUCUCAGACCAUCGAGUCCCUCCAGGAGCAGCUGAUGACCGUCUCACAGCAGCGCGAUGACGUCACACUGCAGCUGGAUGACGUCACCCAGUCGCUGAACAACCUGCAGCGCGUGCUCGAACAGUUCCAGCGAGAGAAACGGCGAGAGGUGGAGCUGGCCACCAGCGCCGCCAAGCGGCAGACCAAAGAACUAGAGGAGCAGGUUGCAACUCUCAAGACCCAGCUGUCGGAGGCCAGUGCCGGUCUGAAGGCGGCCAACCGGCUCAACGAGCAGCUGGACCGCAAGGAGCAGCUGAUCCUGGCGCUCAAGUCGGACGUCGAGGCCAAGGUGGACGCCAACAUCCGACUGCAGACCGAGCUGGACGAGCUCAAAGGCAACACCUCCGGCAAGGUGGACAAGACGCUGGUGAAGAACCUGGUGGUCGGGUACGUCUCGGCGCCGGCCGGCCACGAGCGCGAGGUGCUCAGGGUGAUCGCCACCGUCCUCGACUUCUCCGGCGAGGAGCGGGCGCGCGCGCGGCUGGACCCGGCGCCGGCCGCGCCCGCACCGCCCGGCGGCUCGCUCACUCAGGCGUUCGUGCGCUUCCUGGAGGCGGAGUCGACGCCGCGCAAGCCGGCCGUGCUUCCCGCCGAGCAGAUGGCGCGAGACGCGGCGCGCCGGACCGAGGCGCGCGCCCACCGGGCCGCCACACAGGGCCCGCCUCUGCCGCGGAGCACGCCACCUCCGGCUCAGCCGAGCCACUCCCGGCAGAGCUCCACGUCGUCCAACUUGCUGCUGUCGUUCUCUGACCAGCCGCCGGCGGAGGUGGCCGAGCCCAGCAGCGCAGUCCUCCGCGCCAUUAUCGGUGACGGCGCCGACGGCGGGGACGGCGCGCCACAGACGGACGCGGCGCACAGCUGAGCGCCGCGCCGCGCCGGUAUCGCCGCGCCCCCGCCGCUCGGCCGCGCGGCCCGCUUAUAAAGACUGUUAUCUUAUUGUCUCUAGUGUGCAUACGAGAAAUAUAGUUGUGCUGGUGCUUGAUUGACAUUGACGAGGCCCCGAGUGUUCGACAUGGUAUAUGGGCUGCCCACGAGUUGUGAUUGUGACAGAUAUCGUUCUAUUUUAUAUGGAUGUUGCGGCCAAAUAUAAUUGGUGAAUAAAUGAUUAUAUGCAUUCCA